CUCAAAAUGGCAAAUUAAGAGUCAUGAUAUUGAAAUGGAAUUUGUUGAAAAACAAUUUUGUGAAGUUGGUAUACAGAUUGAAAAACAAUAUUGUGAGGUUGAUUAUAUAUAUGAUUAUGUAGUUGAAAGUUGGGAAUACGAUCAAAAAAUAUAUAAAUUAAGUCAAGAAUUGAUUGAACAAAAUAAUGAUUUAUUAUUAAAAUGGAAAAAUCGAUUUAGUACCCAAGAAAAAAAAGAAUUGAUUCAAUU
Molecule: messenger RNA, 249 nt
Organism: Racocetra fulgida
Lineage: Eukaryota; Fungi; Glomeromycota; Glomeromycetes; Diversisporales; Gigasporaceae
Source: the annotation of a GenBank genome assembly